This is a messenger RNA of Penicillium cataractarum, 468 nucleotides long. RefSeq lists its product as uncharacterized. Gene Ontology annotation, molecular function: RNA binding; RNA nuclease activity. Bases 1 to 468 code for a protein of 155 amino acids. The record is from RefSeq and is a predicted model, not a curated record. Lineage: Eukaryota; Fungi; Ascomycota; Eurotiomycetes; Eurotiales; Aspergillaceae. The transcript is spliced from 2 exons.
AUGACCACCCCCAAGUCCAUUUACUCCCUCUCAGGUCUGCCGCAAAAUCACUCGUUACGCUACACCACCAGAGACCACGCCGACGACACCGCAAAACAUGCUGACUCCACACCCCCUUCUACCGGCCGAGGCUACCCCAAGCAAUUCCACAAUCGGGAGCAGCUCCAGGACCUGACGGGCCUGCUUACACCAAGACCAGGAGCAACCCUCCAGGAGUUCCCCAUCACAGCACAAGGCAAAUGGGCUCCAGGGCAAAGCCCUGGUCCUAUGCGCUCCAUUCAUGAAUCGGGGAAUCCUCAACAUAACAUUGUGGCGUACCAUGACCCCAACAACACGAAUCAUGGGGCGAAUAUGACAGGGCCUAAUUAUCAUUCGUAUUCUCAAGCGAAGGCUGCGGGGCCAGCAGCGGAGGCUGCGUAUAGGCAGUAUUAUAGUAAUGCUGUUGCUGGGAAGCCAUGGAUGAACUAG